Messenger RNA from Aaosphaeria arxii CBS 175.79, 560 nucleotides. RefSeq lists its product as uncharacterized. Lineage: Eukaryota; Fungi; Ascomycota; Dothideomycetes; Pleosporales. Bases 48 to 356 code for a protein of 102 amino acids. The transcript has a single exon. The record is from RefSeq and is a predicted model, not a curated record.
CAGUAGAGACAAGAGCAUCAUCAUGGCGCUGCUGAGAUCCCCCAACGAUGAUGAUGGUAUGGAUGAUGCUGAUGGAACCAUCUACUCCAUACUCCGUGCCUACACUACUGUUCCCGUCGUGCAGAUGGGCUGCAGUUCUUUUCCAACUGACUGCAGGACGGCAGAACUCUACGUUCUCUGCUUGCCUGCAUGCACGUUGGAAAAAUGACUGUCCACGUAACCUACUACAAUCAUCUGUUCAUCUAUUCGCCGACAACGAGAACUGUACAGAGUACUGUGUCCUGUACUUCACCACACCAGCGCGGAGCAGUAUCCCUCUUUUCCAUCUCAUCUAUGAUCAAUCGCAUCAAUGGUAAUAUUGACCACGGCAAUGGCAAUUGCAAUGCUGCCGAGAGAUUCACAACUGACAGCACGUUGACCAUUUCUGCCACUUACACAACCGUACCGUACCAUUUUGUUAUACUCCAUUGUUGCAAUUGAUGUCAAAUAUGAGGUAUGUAUGGGGUAUUUACGGGACUACUGGAUAGUUGGUUGUCGGUACCAAGUUAUCAAAGUCUGUA